AUGGAGACGGUGCUGCUGGAGCACUUCCCCGGGGGGCUGGACUCCUUCUCCUCGCCCCCCUACUUCGACGAGGAGGACUUCUUCCCCGAGCCGCCCCCGCGGGACGCGCUGGCCGCCGACGGGCUGCUGGAGCCGGACGUGGACUUCCUCAGCCGGCAGCUGCAGGAGUACUACCGCGACGGCGGCGACCUCGAGGGCGGCUACCGCUGCCCGCCGCCGGCCGCCACCUUCCCGCCGUCGCCCGCCUCGCCCGGCUUCUCCUACGAGUGCUGCGGGGCGGCGGGUGCGGCGCUGCUGUCCCCCGGGGGGCGGCUCCAGGCGCUGGGCUCAGCCAAGCGGCGGCGGCGGGUGCGCUCCGAGGCGGAGCUGCAGCAGCUCCGGCAGGCUGCCAACGUGCGGGAGCGGAGGCGGAUGCAGUCCAUCAACGACGCCUUCGAGGGGCUGCGCUCACACAUCCCCACCCUCCCCUACGAGAAGCGGCUCUCCAAGGUGGACACGCUCCGCCUGGCCAUCGGCUACAUCAACUUCCUCAGCGAGCUGGUGCAGUCCGACCUGCCGCUGCGCAGCGCCAGCAGCGAGAGCCCCAGCCAGCCCAAGAAAAUCAUCAUCUGCCACCGCGGCACAAGAUCUCCCUCCCCUAGCGACCCCGACUACGGACUCCCCCCUCUGGCCGGUCACUCGCUGUCGUGGACUGAUGAAAAGCAACUCAAGGAACAAAACAUCAUCCGGACAGCCAAAGUGUGGACCCCUGAGGACCCGCGGAAGGUGAACAGCAAACCCUCCCUCAACGACAUCGAGAACGAGCCCCCCUUCGACUUCGUGGCGUGA
This is a messenger RNA of Strigops habroptila (Kakapo), 828 nucleotides long. It is a transcript of the gene PTF1A, whose product is annotated as pancreas associated transcription factor 1a. The transcript is spliced from 2 exons. NCBI's taxonomy places the organism in Eukaryota, Metazoa, Chordata, Aves, Psittaciformes, Psittacidae. Bases 1 to 828 code for a protein of 275 amino acids. Gene Ontology annotation, molecular function: protein dimerization activity; DNA-binding transcription factor activity, RNA polymerase II-specific; RNA polymerase II transcription regulatory region sequence-specific DNA binding. Gene Ontology annotation, biological process: developmental process; regulation of transcription by RNA polymerase II. The record is from RefSeq and is a predicted model, not a curated record.